This is a messenger RNA of Toxorhynchites rutilus septentrionalis, 1128 nucleotides long. RefSeq lists its product as uncharacterized. The transcript is spliced from 2 exons. Lineage: Eukaryota; Metazoa; Arthropoda; Insecta; Diptera; Culicidae. The record is from RefSeq and is a predicted model, not a curated record. Bases 162 to 1037 code for a protein of 291 amino acids.
CACAUCUUAGAUGUCACUGAGUGUUGAUUAUAUCUGGAUUUUUUUCAUGUUCUAAUUCCAAGCAAAUCAAAGUGCUCAAGUUACCACAAACGAGUGUAUAUAGUGUAUUCAAAAGGUACGAAACUAUGUUAAAUGUGAAUUGAAUGUAGUGAAUUUUGCUGAUGGUAUACGAGUGCAUGGUGUCGAGGAUUAUCCACUACCUGACGAAGAGUUCUCUACCUGGAUCGAGUGAGGUAAUGACCAAUGCAAGUCCACCUAUAAGUAGUGCUGUCGAUAUCACUGAAGGACAUUCAACAUCCGUACUAACAGCAAGAAUUACGCUACGCAACGCAAUUGUUUUCAACACAACCAAAAAAAUACUAAAUCUUUCGAACAUGUGUGACUCAAAUCCAUUGGUGAAGAUUGAGUACGAUGACGAAUCAAUGGCUUCACAUUCAUCGGAAAACUCUGAUCGGUCAACUCCAUCCGCCGGCAGCAGUUCUAGUGGGAUGGAUGCAUCGUCAUCUCAUGAAGGGGAACAUUCUGGAGUAUUUCACGCCAAUUCACUACCGUCAAUUCCCGACAAUCUGCCGGAAUCGUAUGUGGUUGAUCCUACGCUCGUGACGGAUUGGGACACGUUUCACAUAGCUCAGGAAUAUACUGAACAAUAUGGGGAGGUAGCCCGCUUACUGAGGAAAAAAUUUGUCCAUCUACGUGAGGAAUUCAUAAGGACGAGAUUGGCUGAAUUGCCACCGAUACAGAUGGAGCCGAAUCGCAUCAAAGCAAGGGGUGCCAGAGUCUACAGCGCUGAAGAGGCAGCUAAGCGCGAGAAGAAUAACGCUUGCUCUCGGAAUUCCCGCAUCAAGCGGAAGGUGACACAACGGAUGCUUAACGUUAGAUUGGAGUAUUAUCGGUAUGCGGACGCUAUAGUGGACGAACUGCAAGAGGAUGUAGACAAAGUGAUUCAGGAUAAGGUGGAGAAUAUGUUGCAAAACAAUGUCUCCGAGGAGAAAGUGUGGAAACUCCUUCAGAUAUGCGGAUUGAAGAACGAUGAAUAAGUAUCGCAACGCCAACAGUUAUUUGUUGUAUUUUGUUUUUUCAAUAAUUUUUUUUUUCAUAAUGUAUUGUGAUAGCUGUUAUCUCUUAAUU